AUAUGAUUAGAUUAAAAAUGAACUUUUUUACAAUAAUAUUUUAUAAAGUUCAUGAAUGUAUAAUCGUAAACAAUCUCGUCGAUGUAGUGUUAUCGUCUUAGGACUUUUGAUCCGAACUUGAAGCGUUUUAAAAAAAAUUGUUGAAGAAUUUGUUGUUGACUGGAAUCAUAAGAAUUUUAAUUUCGAAAAAAAUAUAUUGAUUUCGUUCAUAGCUUAUUCUUAUAUGAUUAGAUAUUGAAUGCGGACUUUUGUACGACGAUAUUUCAUAAAAAAUCACAAGUGAUCGUAAUGAUUCGUCAACAUAUUGGAGUCCACUUGAAAGUGUUAGUUCAUAAUUGAAGUGCGAGAUGAAACUAAGAGGGGAGAGAAAAAAAGAGAGAGAAAGAAGGAGAGUGGAUAAGAAAGUUCGAACUUCCCCAAUGAGAAACGCAUAGAGCUAUAGAAAAUAUUCUUCUAGUUCUCACGGCGCGUUUAUUCGGACUGGGCAUCUAGAUCGUGGAGAAACUUUUUCCGAGUCGUCCGUUCCUUGUUAUAGUACUUACGUGUUUCUAACUGGAGACAAAUUACGAAAGCGAUAUGUAUGUACUUACUUACGUCAUAGAAGUAGGUACUUGCGUUGAUUUAUUUCGUUCGAUAAGCCAAACGGAUUUAAAUUAUUUAAUUCGAAGUUAGAAGAAAGUGAACAUCACUGCAUCGUUUUGUUAUGUUCAUCAUCGUAUCCGUUGUGGAAAAGAAGUUUCGUUCGUUUUUAUUUCCAAGUGACUUCUCCAAGAGACUUUUGAGAAUCAGGUGCGCGAAAAAAAGAAUUUCGUCGGUGGUCGACCCGAUUGUUGAGUACCUUUUACUCGUAUAACAGUGUGUGUAGAGUUGCCUUUAUGUCUGCCUCUGCCUCUGCUGUUGCUGUUGCUGUUGCUGUUGCUGCUACUGCUCCACAUGAAAGCGCCCGGCGAAAGUUUCGCAGAGUCAAUGGCCUGCCAACGGCUCAUACCGAGUGUGAAGGAGGUGGAAAUGGAAGUGGAAAUGGAAGUGGAGGUGGAAGUGGAGGUGGAGGACAAUCGUAGGACUCCAACAGUGUGGGCGGCUUUGAUCAAAAAUCUGCACGUGAGUCGUGGCGAAGAAGAAAGAGAACGAAUUCCGAAUAUAAACUGAGUGUUUUGUAAUAUCAAAAAAAAAAAAAAAAAUAGCAAAAGAAAAAAGAAAUAGAGACAAAAAAAAAGAAGGAACCUAUCAAAGAACGAACCUAUUCAAUCAUUGAUCAAAACUCGUACGAUUUAUCGAACGAAAGUACAUUUGUAUUUACAAUUCACUCGUAGCGAGCUCGAUUGAUGUAAUUAAUCACACAUAAUGUAGCCUGUUAAAUGUGUACAAGUAAAAUAGGAAAUACACGUUGAAGAGAAAACAUGUCGAUCGUUCUUUCAAACACCGAAAACAAAGAGGGUGUAGUAGUAUUACAUUGAAGUAAAAAUAAGAGGUGGAUAAAAAGAAAAAGGAAAAGAAAAAGAAGAAGAAGAAGGUGGUGGUGGUGGUGGUGGUGUUGUCGUCGGAGGAGUUGGUGGAGCUGUUGAUGGUGGUAGUGGUUGUUGAGGUGUAGCUGGAGAAGAGAAUAAUUUGUGCUCUGCACGAGCUUCUUUCGUGAAGGCCGAAGGAGAAAGGAGUGGAGUGUCUCGAGACAGGAUGAAGACGUUGGGUGACGUUGUUGCCGAUCCCGUCGACGAGGAGAAGGACAGUACAGAUUCAGGGCAUGGAACUGCCGGCAAAGAAUUUGGUCAGAGAACUCUAAGAUCCUUGAAAAGAGGACUCGGACGAUUGUGGAAAAGACACAGGGGCAAUGCCUCGAUAACCGACUAUGACCCUUGUUAUAAGGUUGCCUAUCUUGGGAAUGUCCUUACUGGAUGGGCCAAGGGCGAAGGAUGCGUCGAAAAGCCAGUGUCAACUUUAUGGCGAAACUACGUGACCAGCAGCAGACCCGAUGUUUCUAUGAGGUUGACGGUGACCAAUGGUGGCUUAACUGCCACUACAAAAGACCAUGGUUUAACGGAAUAUUGGGCUCAUAGGGUUACUUAUUGUACAGCACCAGUGUCACAUCCACGUUUAUUCGUUUGGGUAUACAGACACGAAGGACGUAGACUUAGGCCCGAAUUAAGGUGCCAUGCUGCAUUAUGCAGCAAAGAGUCUACUGCGAGAAGGUUAGCCUCGACUUUGAAUGCUAGGUUACAACAGGCCCUUCUUGAAUUUCGCAGGGACAAGGUCUCUAGGCAAAAUGCUAGAUUGUCCUUGGCCAAUGCUCUCUACGAAAAUCCUUCGUUACCAAGGAGAAAGCUCCUAUUGAGUACAGGUGGCCAGAAUUAUCGACCACCUUUGGAAAGGUCAAAAAGUGCACCGAAACUUUCAGCGAUCGAAGAGGAUGCCGUUGCAGAAGAGAUUGAACAACAAAGACUUCUCGAAGAAUUAAGAACGUUAGAGACUGUAGCUAGAAGCUGGCAAGAUCAAGAUGGCUGGAGAUUGGCACGUCUUUUGGAUGCUCUCAAUCGAGAAUCUUCCGAUGAGAAUGGAAGUAUUUCGAGUGGAUGCGAGACAGCUAGUACAGCAACGAGUGAGGAAAGAACGAUUGGACCUGAGGAUCAUCAAACAACUGGUGAGACAGAGCACCAGGCAAACGCGAGGAUCCUUUAUACAGAGGAGGACGUAGGAAGGGGUACCGGACCACGAAGAAAUUCCGAAGGUUCACCGAAUUUCAUGACGUGUGCCGGUAGUCCACGUUUCCAUCGUUGUAACGUUAAACCGAAUCGAAAGAGGUUCUCAUUGAGAAGCGAGGAAGAGGAAUCGAUGGAAGAGGAGGAAGAAGAGGAAACCGAAGACACAGCUUCGAAUCUUUUUGAUUUCGAGGAUGUCGAGGAUUUCGACGAUGUGGUGGAUUACAGACCGAGGGGUGAGAUACUACGUAGAAUCGAAAAUACGCAGGAAAAGGAAAGGCGAAUAUUAGAGAAAUAUCCAAGCCGAUUGAGCCGUCAAUUGUCACAGAACGAGGAACCUACGUUCUUAACAUUGGAUUCGCUCGACGAGGAAGCCGAUAGCGAUGAAAGUGGUUACGUUGAAGCACCACCUAAAUCAUUUCUUGGACAGGAAGAUAAUAGGAAAGAGGAGAAUAAGUUCGAGAAUUCUAAGAAAGAUCUUGAAGUUAUUGUAGAUAGCAAAUCGAACGAUAAAUCCGACCACAAGGACAAAGAUACGACAAUUGAGAAAAAGAUAGAUGAUAGAAAGCAAUUGGACGUAGAUUUGAAUGAUCCUAUUCACGUAGUCGAUGAUAAUCAAAGGAUUAAAGAUAGAGAACGCGAGAGGGCGGACUUUAUAAAGUGUCCUAUCUCGGAGACGAUCAAGAAGUUAGCCAAUGCCUCGUUAAGAAGCUCCAAAUCAUUGGAAAUCUCGACGAAUAGUUGUUCGAAGGCAUUGAAUAAUCUCAAAACGUCCAAAUCCUUCGAUGGUACCACUAGGAACGAGAACGUCGAAGUCGAGUCACCGAGUUUAUUACAAAGAAAACAAUUGUUGGCCCAGCACGGCGUUAUCGUUUAAAAUAAUGAAAGGAGAGAAGUCUUAUUUUUCUUUCAUUGGAAAAUUUUCUUUUUCUUUUUUUUUGUUUUUUUUUUCAUUUUUUUUUGUUUUUUUUUUUUUUUUUUUUUUUUUUUUUUGAGAGAGAGAAAAAGAGAGAUCCAACACAUAUAUAUAUAAAGAAAGAGAGAGAAACAAUCGAACGGCAUUGUCGCAGUGUCCAGUGCAUGUCGUGAAUCGUUGCCAGGAAGAAUGCUGAAAGAUUGAUCAUUUUAGCAAGCAAUACACUUUCAAUGUAGUUCCGUAAUGUACUAAACGAUAUAUACAUACGUGAAAAAUUUAGCGGCUUAAUUAAUUAGCUCCUCGAUUUUGAAUUUGUGCUCGUCUAUCGAGCUUAGAGAAGAAAAAUCGUUUGAUUUUCGUACCGUCAUUUUAUCGAUUCGUUAUGGUUAAUGAGACAGAGAGAAUAAGAAUGUACUUAUUGGUUUAACUUUAUACGUUUAAACGGAUAAUAAGUCGUCUAUAUAGAUCGAAUGAAAUUUUUCACUCUUUAAUCUGAGACACUUCAAGAACUUGGCUAUAUAUUCUGUCCUGAAAGAUAUACUUGGUCCUCUCUUGAAAAACAUAUUUAGAAAGAAAAGUAGUAUAUAAUUAUUGUAUUUAAACGUUCGCCUAAAUCAUUUAUUCAGGCCAUUAUCAUUCGCAUUUGUGUCUUUUUUUACAUAUUAGAAAUACAUAUUUUAUCGCCGAACGUAAAAGUUAUUAAUAUAAAUGGAUCAUGCGUGUGUCGAUCAUGGAUUUAAUUAAUCGGAUAGAUUUUUAAUGAUUACUUUUCUUUCGAUUAUGGAAUACAGUUCUUAAUUCGAGAACCGUGCCAUACACUACUAAAAAAUCAACUAUUUUCAUACACAUAAAUCUCUUUUUUUUUUUUUUAUUAUUAUUAUUAUUAUAAUCCUAUAACGCAACUUCUAAUCAGGAUUUAUUGAGAUUCGAGAGGAGGGGAGAGAAAAAAAUGAUUGCAAUCUCAAUGUUAUCAUCGUUUUACUUGAUAAAACAUGUUUUAUGACAAUUUAGAAUGAGAAUAUAUUUGAAAUACAUUAUUGACUACCGUUGUACAAGUAAUACAAUAAAUAAAAAUAUUAAAUAAAACCUA
Messenger RNA from Vespula vulgaris, 4699 nucleotides. RefSeq lists its product as uncharacterized. Lineage: Eukaryota; Metazoa; Arthropoda; Insecta; Hymenoptera; Vespidae. The record is from RefSeq and is a predicted model, not a curated record. The transcript is spliced from 7 exons. The coding region runs from base 1675 to 3570 and encodes 631 amino acids.